AUGUCCUCCGUCAUGUACUCCGAUAACGGCACGACAUUCGUCGGCGCCGACAAAGAACUAAACCAGGCGUACCGCGCUGCCAUUACCGAUCUUAACCUUCUCAAUAAAAUUGCGAUUACCAAAGUCGAAUGGAAAUAUAUUCUUCCACAUGCUCCUCACUUCGGAGGAUUAUGGGAGGCCGGCGUACGAAGCGUAAAGUACCAUCUCCACCGCUUAAUCGGAGCUCACACUCUGACGUUUGAAGAGUUUACCACCCUUCUGUGUCGGGUGAAGGCCUGCCUUAAUUCGCGGCACCUGGGGCCUAUUAGGGACACUGUUGACGACUAUGAAACAUUGAUUCCGGGCCAUUUCUUAAUCGGUUCCGCUCUCAACGCGAUUCCUGAGCCGUCGGUCCUGUCAAUCUCGGAAAGUCGACUGUCUCGUUGGCAAUUAAUUCGUCAACUAACAGAAAGAUUUUGGAGGAUCUGGCAGACGGACUACGUCAAUACCUUGCAGCAAAAGGGUAAAUGGAGAAAACAACAACCGUCGAUUGACAUAGGAGCGAUGGUUCUACUUAAAAAUGAUUUCUUGCCUCCCUGCAAAUGGGAACUGGACAGGGUCAUUUAA
Messenger RNA from Monomorium pharaonis (pharaoh ant), 606 nucleotides. RefSeq lists its product as uncharacterized. The record is from RefSeq and is a predicted model, not a curated record. The transcript has a single exon. Lineage: Eukaryota; Metazoa; Arthropoda; Insecta; Hymenoptera; Formicidae. Gene Ontology annotation, molecular function: nucleic acid binding. The coding region runs from base 1 to 606 and encodes 201 amino acids.